Molecule: messenger RNA, 2134 nt
Organism: Osmerus eperlanus (European smelt)
Lineage: Eukaryota; Metazoa; Chordata; Actinopteri; Osmeriformes; Osmeridae
Product: zinc finger protein OZF-like
Exons: 3
Coding region: 82-1602 (506 amino acids)
Biological process (GO): regulation of DNA-templated transcription
Molecular function (GO): DNA-binding transcription factor activity, RNA polymerase II-specific; RNA polymerase II cis-regulatory region sequence-specific DNA binding
Source: RefSeq, a predicted model, not a curated record
CGAACCCGGACGUACUCUCGGUUAGUGUUGCUACAAACAGAGGUGGACAUGUUUACAGGAUUUUGCAGCUUUUGAAGUGAGAUGGAAGUUGCUCAAUUAAAUGAGAUUUUCAAGGAAGAACCCGUGUUCCAUGACAUUGAUGAAUCCAAGUACAAUGAGUCCAGAGGUGGAAAUGAUGGAGGCCAAAAAGUGUGUGCUAUCCUCAAGAAUCUGUCUGUGAGGCUAACAGACUGCAGGAAACUGCUGGGAUCAAAAGACUGUAUCUUUCUUGGACAGCGGCACAGCUACCGUUCUACGAGACAAAACCAUUCUUCAUCACGAGAAGGGAAGAAGGCCCAUGUUUGCUCAGAAUGUGGGAGGAAGUUCUAUUCACUGUCAUACCUGGAAAUGCAUCAGCAUGUACACAGAGGAGUAAAACCUAAUCACUGUGCUGACUGUGGAAAGGGUUUUACUUCAAUGUCUGGAUUAGUGUUACAUCAGCGUGUACAUUCUAGAGAGAAAUCCCAUACCUGUUCUUACUGCAAGAAGACAUUCUUUCUGCUAAGAGAAUUGAAAACACACCAAUGGGCACACACUGUAGGUCAACCAUAUCACUGCUCAGACUGUGGAUUGGGUUUUAGUAAACUGAAGGAUUUAAGCAUGCACCUACCCAAACAUAGUGUUGAGAAACCUUAUCAUUGUGAAGAUUGUGGAAAAAACUUUACCACCCAGCAGGGAUUAACCACUCACCAAAGGAUACACAGCGGAGAGAAGCCUUACCAUUGCACAGAGUGUGAAAAGGCUUUUGCGUCAUCGUCGGAACUGUAUAGUCACCAAAGGACACAUUCCAAGGAAAAAUCUUUCCAGUGCACCGACUGUGGAAAGUUAUUCAAGUCAGCAGCUGGGCUGAAAACUCAUCUGGUAAUGCAUAGAGAAGAUAGACCUUACCAGUGUUCUGAUUGUGGGAUAGGUUUCAGGAGAAUGUCUGGUCUGAAACUUCAUUGGAGAACGCACACUGGUGAGAAACCUUAUACGUGUCAAGAUUGUGGUAAGAAGUUUGCUCAACGCCCACAUUUAAAAGCACACCAGGUAACACACACUGGAGAGAGGCCAUUUUGUUGUACUGAUUGUGGCAAGGGCUUCACUCAGUCAUCUCAUCUAAGAAGCCAUCAGAAGUUGUAUCAUAAUGGAGAAAAACCCUUUAGCUGCACAGACUGCGGAAAAAGCUUCACAAUUGCCCAUUACUUGAAAAUACAUCGAUUAUCACAUACGAAAGAGAAACUGUACCAUUGCUCUUACUGUGAAAAGAUGUUUUCUUAUCACAAUGCCCUGAGAGCACAUGAACGCAGACACACCGGAGAGAAGCCUUACAGUUGCAACAUUUGUGGCGAUAGUUUCCGAACAUCGGGAGCCUUGUUGGUACACACACGUGGACACACAGGAGAAAAACCCUACUGCUGCAUUACCUGCGGAAAGUCGUACACCAAUGGACGCGCCCUACAAUUGCAUGAGAUGAACCACACUGGAGAGAGACCGUUUGCCUGCCAUUGUGGCAAAGCUUUCAAGUCACGGCCUGAGCUUGGUCAGCAUAAGAAACGACAUAAGCCUAACACUUUAGAAUGAGAAAAGGUAUCCAACAGAAAGACCAAUGACUUAUCUGGGAACACCUGGGGAAAAUAAGGAAUCACAACUAUGUCUCCCUCUUGAUAUUGUUGGUGGGUUUUCAUCACAUGCUUUUGGUAGAAAACGUACUGACUAAAAUGUACUGUAUGUAUUCAUUAAGGGUUUUUACUGUUGAGUAACUGCUAAACGGAUAUAUAUACAUACACACUACCGGUCAAAAGUUUUAGAACACCUCAAUUUUUCCAGUUUUUAUUGAAAUGUACAUAGUUUCAUGUCCCAAUGUACGCUGAAAUAUGUAAAAUGUAAUCUGAAAUCGCAGAUAUAACAGUUGAACACACUCGUGGCAUUCUUUCUACAAUGGAAAUCAAAUAUUGUUCGGAAAGUUCUUCCCAACACUGUUGCAGAAGUUCCCACAAAUGUGUUGCACUUGUAGGUUGCUUUGCACCUGUCCAGUUCAUCCCAAACCAGCUUGAUGGGGUUUAAGUCUGGAGACUGUGCUGGCCAUUCCAUGAUUUGAAGCCUACCCUCUUGU